Messenger RNA from Parus major (Great Tit), 5356 nucleotides. It is a transcript of the gene ZNF423, whose product is annotated as zinc finger protein 423. Gene Ontology annotation, biological process: regulation of transcription by RNA polymerase II. The transcript is spliced from 6 exons. The coding region runs from base 1234 to 4746 and encodes 1170 amino acids. Gene Ontology annotation, molecular function: RNA polymerase II transcription regulatory region sequence-specific DNA binding; DNA-binding transcription factor activity, RNA polymerase II-specific. Lineage: Eukaryota; Metazoa; Chordata; Aves; Passeriformes; Paridae. The record is from RefSeq and is a predicted model, not a curated record. Gene Ontology annotation, cellular component: nucleus.
CAGACCGGAGUAUCCGAAGAGCUCAGGUUGCACCGAGCACAUGCUGCACUAAAAGAUAAUAAGCACAUGCCCUCUUCAGCUUUUUGGGGGAAAUUCAGGCCAAGAAAAGGCGCAGUUAAAUAAAGCGCACCCCCUUAAAGUUACGAGCACACGGCUCCAAGCUCAGCAGAGCGUGCUCUUAAGGACAGGGAAAAUCAAUGGCUUUUUCAGGUCACCGGGCUGUGUGCUUGCUGGCUACCAGCGAUGAGCAGCCAAUUUUGCCCACAAAGCCAACAGAUAGGCACCAGAGAAAGGGAUUGUCAGGGGACUGAGUUGUGCAGUGUCCACACAUUGGGCAUUUCUGCAACCCUUCUUUCCUGCUCCAAACCACAGCCCCACACCCUUCAGCUCAAGAUAUAUGUAGAGGAGGACAGAGACUGAUGCCACUCGUGUUUUUGUAUCAGUUGCCUUGCAGGUUUAGUUUAGCCAGUUUGGAUCUUUUUCACUGGCAACUUGCCGGCUAGAAAUUUUUCUUCUCCUUUAAGGGGAUUCCCCCCAAUAAAGUGUUCAGGAGUAGUAGUAUAGUUUGUGUACUUUGAGUAAAUCAAACCUUUUAGUCUUUGGCAGUUGUAUCUACAAGCAGUAAAAUCUUAUGUCAGCACAGUGUGUAGAGUGCAGGAUACCUAAUAGCUAGUAAACCAUUUAAAAAAGUCUUUGGCUUGAUCAGAUAUAGUGCUUAACGUAUAGUGCUGUAUCUUGCCCAGCACAUAAUUAGUAUUGAAGAUGGAAAAGCCUCCCCUGUGGACCAUGACACCACAGACCUAAACUGGCAUUUUUCACACAUUAGAGUUUUCUUUCUUUAGUGGAAGACAUUUCUUUGCUUGUUUUAAAAAUCACUCUCUAAGACUUAACAGACUGUAUUAGCGUAUUGUGUAUCUUAAAUGAACCUUGCAAGCUCUAGCAGUGUAUUCUUCUUCCCAUAUAGGCACUGUGUAGGGUGGGCAGGCAAGCAGUAUUGUAGUGCCAGAGAGAUCAAACGUUGGCUAGGAAAAAAAACAACCCCAGCCCUAACCUGGGAAAUAAAAAUUAACCAUCCCACUUUUGCAGUGAUUUUGUUGGAUCCCAUCCUGGAACAAGUGUAUGUAUGGAUGUGCUAGCAAAAUGAAUGGGCCUUGUUGAGAUGGUGAUGACGACCCACAACUCUCCUGGGUGGCUUCAUCUCCCUCCAGCAAAGAUGUUGCAUCACCCACUCAGAUGAUAGGAGAUGGGUGUGAUCUCGGCAUCGGGGAGGAGGAAGGGGGGACUGGCCUGCCGUAUCCCUGUCAGUUUUGUGAUAAGUCCUUCAUUCGCCUGAGCUACCUUAAAAGGCACGAGCAGAUCCACAGUGACAAACUACCUUUCAAAUGCACCUACUGUAGCCGGCUUUUUAAGCACAAGAGGAGUAGGGAUCGCCACAUAAAGCUUCACACAGGGGAUAAAAAGUACCAUUGCCACGAGUGCGAGGCUGCAUUCUCCCGCAGCGACCACCUCAAAAUCCACCUGAAAACCCACAGCUCCAGCAAACCAUUCAAGUGUACUGUGUGUAAACGUGGGUUUUCAUCUACCAGCUCAUUGCAGAGUCACAUGCAAGCUCAUAAAAAGAACAAGGAACAUAUGGCAAAGACUGAGAAAGAGGUGAAGAAGGAUGAUUUUAUGUGUGAUUACUGUGAAGAGACAUUCAGUCAGACUGAAGAUUUGGAGAAGCACGUAAUGACACGCCACCCACAGCUUUCCGAGAAGGCAGAUUUGCAGUGUAUUCAUUGCCCUGAAGUAUUUGUAGACGAAAACUCGCUGCUCUCACACAUUCAUCAAGCCCAUGCCAACAAAAAACACAAGUGCCCUAUGUGCCCAGAGCAGUUUUCUUCAGUGGAAGAAGUCUAUUGCCACUUGGACAGCCACAGACAACCUGACUCCAGCAACCACAGCAUCAGCCCUGACCCAGUCCUGGGGAGUGUGGCGUCCAUGAGCAGCGCAACGCCUGACUCCAGCGCGUCGGUGGAAAGAGGUUCCACUCCAGAUUCAACCUUAAAGCCUUUGAGAGGACAAAAGAAAACCAGGUCUGUUGACAGAGAGGAAGGUCAGAGCUGGUCUAAAGUUACUUACAGCUGCCCCUACUGCUCGAAGCGUGACUUCAACAGCCUCGCUGUUCUGGAGAUCCAUCUGAAGACCAUUCAUGCAGACAAACCUCAGCAAAGCCACACGUGCCAGAUCUGCCUUGAUUCCAUGCCUACACUAUACAACUUGAAUGAACACGUGAGAAAAGUGCACAAAAACCAUGCCUAUCCCAUGAUGCAGUUUAGCAACAUUUCUGCCUUUCAUUGUAAUUACUGCCCGGAGAUGUUUGCAGAUAUCAACAGUUUGCAGGAACACAUCCGCAUUACUCACUGCGGCCCAAACGCUACCCCUCAAGAUGGCAACAACGCUUUCUUCUGUAACCAGUGCUCCAUGGGCUUUCUGACCGAAGCUACCUUGACUGAGCACAUCCAGCAGACUCACUGCAAUGUAGGAAAUUCAAAAUUGGAUUCCCCUGUCAUUCAGCCAACACAGUCUUUUAUGGAAGUUUAUUCAUGCCCUUAUUGCACAAACUCCCCCAUUUUUGGCUCCAUCCUGAAGCUUACAAAGCAUAUUAAAGAAAACCACAAGAACAUUCCUCUGGCACACAAUAAGAAGUCAAAAGCAGAGCAGAGUCCAGUUUCUUCUGAUGUUGAAGUCUCUUCCCCUAAAAGGCAGCGGCUUUCUGCAAGCGUAAAUUCAGUGUCUAAUGGCGAAUACCCGUGUAAUCAGUGUGAUCUAAAGUUCUCAAAUUUUGAAAGUUUUCAGACCCAUUUAAAGUUGCAUUUGGAGUUGCUGUUGAGGAAACAGUCUUGCCCUCAGUGUAAAGAAGACUUUGAUUCCCAGGAGUCUCUUCUGCAACAUCUCACUGUGCAUUACAUGACAACUUCCACUCAUUAUGUAUGUGAGAGCUGUGACAAACAGUUUUCUUCAGUGGAUGAUUUGCAGAAGCAUUUGUUGGACAUGCAUACUUUUGUGUUGUAUCACUGCACCCUUUGCCAAGAAGUUUUUGAUUCCAAGGUAUCUAUCCAAGUGCAUCUGGCAGUGAAGCAUAGCAAUGAAAAGAAGAUGUAUCGUUGCACAGCCUGUAACUGGGAUUUUAGGAAGGAGGUGGAUCUCCAGAUUCAUGUGAAGCAUAGUCACUUGGGUAAUCCAUCAAAGUCUCACAAAUGUAUCUUCUGUGGUGAGACCUUCAGCACAGAGGUAGAACUGCAGUGCCACAUCACAACCCACAGCAAAAAAUACAACUGCAAGUUUUGUAGCAAAGCUUUUCAUGCCAUCAUCUUGCUUGAAAAGCACUUGCGGGAAAAACAUUGUGUCUUUGAUGCUAGUGCUGAGAAUGGUACAGCUAAUGGCAUGACCCCAACGAAUAAGAAGACAGAAGGGGCAGAUAUCCAGAAUAUGUUAAUGAAGAAUCCAGAUGCUUCCAACAGUCAUGAAGCCAGUGAGGAUGAUGUGGAUGCUUCUGAGCCCAUGUAUGGUUGUGACAUUUGUGGGGCUGCCUACACUAUGGAGGUCCUCUUGCAGAACCAUCGCUUGAGAGAUCAUAACAUCAGGCCUGGGGAGGACGACUGUUCUAGGAAGAAAGCAGAAUUCAUCAAAGGCAGCCACAAGUGUAAUAUCUGCUCAAGGACCUUUUUCUCUGAAAAUGGCCUGAGAGAGCACAUGCAGACCCAUCGAGGCCCAGCUAAGCACUACAUGUGCCCCAUCUGUGGGGAGCGCUUCCCAUCGCUCCUGACCCUGACGGAGCACAAAGUCACUCACAGCAAGAGUUUGGAUACAGGGACAUGUCGGAUCUGCAAAAUGCCACUGCAGAGCGAGGAGGAAUUCAUUGAGCACUGCCAGAUGCAUCCAGAUCUCAGAAACUCCCUCACUGGGUUUCGCUGUGUUGUCUGCAUGCAGACAGUCACCUCAACCUUGGAGCUGAAAAUUCAUGGGACGUUCCAUAUGCAGAAAUUGGCAGGAAACUCCGCAACCUCAUCGCCUAAUGGCCAGGCCUUGCAAAAACUCUACAAGUGUGCGCUGUGCUUGAAGGAGUUCCGGAAUAAGCAGGACUUGGUAAAGCUGGAUGUGAACGGCCUUCCCUAUGGCCUGUGUGCUGGAUGCAUGACCAGGAGCACCAAUGGACAGUCUUCGAGCUUGACUCCACAGGAGGUGAAUGAGAGGCCGUGUGGCAGCCUGAGGUGUCCAGAGUGUAGUGUCAAAUUUGAAAGUGCUGAAGACCUAGAGAGCCACAUUCAGGUCGACCACCGAGACCUGACACCCGAGACCAGUGGCCAAAGGAAAGGUACCCAGACGUCCCCUGUUCCCAGAAAAAAGACCUAUCAAUGCAUCAAGUGCCAGAUGACCUUUGAGAAUGAGAGAGAGAUACAAAUCCAUGUCGCUAACCAUAUGAUUGAGGAAGGCAUCAAUCAUGAGUGCAAGCUGUGUAACCAGAUGUUUGACUCUCCGGCAAAGCUCCUGUGUCACCUGAUUGAGCACAGCUUUGAGGGGAUGGGAGGCACAUUCAAAUGCCCUGUUUGUUUCACAGUUUUUGUACAGGCAAACAAACUGCAGCAGCACAUCUUCGCAGUGCACGGGCAGGAAGACAAAAUUUAUGACUGUUCCCAGUGCCCACAGAAGUUCUUCUUUCAAACAGAGCUUCAGAACCACACAUUGAGCCAGCACGCACAGUGAGCCACUGGCACUACAGGACACCUCUCUGCAGAAGACUUGACGGUGGCACAGUGGGGAGGACCAUUUGAACAUUACAUCCAAUCAAAGUGUCAUUUGCAACCCAGAUGUAAAACUCUAAUGAUUUGGCCAUGAGGCGCUGCUAUUAUAAGCAGCUGGAAAUGAAUAUUAAUGGAAGAGAUUAAAAGUAUUCCAUGCUCAGUAUUUUUUAUUGUCCUGCUUCAGCUAGUGUACUUUAGAGCUUCUGCUUCUGACUGAAUUUAUAGUGUUAGAUAAAUCUGCUUUGAUGCUGUUGCCCUUUGUUGCUUCUUGUAUUAUAUUGAUAGUUAAAGAUUAGGUGUGAUUUUUUUCUUUUUUGUUAACUGCUUUUUAAUUGCAAUUUUAGGUAACUGUGCAUUGUGAUGUGAUUGCUUGGCUAUUGUCUGAAUAUUUCUUUUUAAUUUUUUAAUUAAAGACUAAUGCUUUGAUUGGAUUUGCCAGUUCACCGGACAAUGAUUAAAACUAUGUAAUGAAUAUAAUCGGUUUCAGUGCAACUGGAUGGUCUGCUUUAUAAAUGUGACUUAAUCUGAUUGCAAUAACUAGUACAGUUCAAUAAAGGGAAUACAUGAGCUUA